UCGAAUGUCACACGUGGAUUUCGAUCGGCCACGUUACGCGCACGAGGUCUCGGCAACCAUCGUCGAGGGUUGACGAAAGAAAUCGCGUCCUCAUCGCGCGAGAGAGCUCGCGCUUCUACGUGUCCCUCGCUGAAUGCCGCGAUCGUGGCGGCAAACGGCAAUGUCCGACGAGUUUGCAUCCCGUUGACCGAACGGAAUCCGACGACUCCAUUCCGAUUAUAUUUCCGACGAAAGAGAGAGGGAGGCGGGGAGAGGGAGGCAGGGAUUAUCCCUGGAAUUUUCUCAUGCGGAAAAUUUGCAUGUGAAAGUGGGGCGUCGCGCGGCCUAGUGAUUAAUCGCAACGGAAAACGAGAAAAGGCCCAGCUUUGGAAGUUCGGCCGCGCGAAGGGAUCUCCAAAGAUAUCCUGGACGUGACUCAAAUCUCGAUAGAGAGUCUCGAGACCGACGAACUUCGGCCAGUGAAUUUCCGGGCGCUCGCGUGUGCUGGUGACAGAGAGAAAUCGGUCUUUAAGUAUCCCCGAGACUAUAGAGACAAGAGUGUCCAGGCGAUUGAAGGAUCACAUUUAAUAGGAGUGCGACUCAACGGUGAUAUUUUAGCAACUGAUGCACCGUUCGGAGAGUCUCGUGAAUACGGUUCAUCGAUAAUUUAAUUCACCGGGGAGGAGGUGACUUCUUACGAUUCUCGGAGCGCCGGACAAUUUUUCCAAACGACUUCUGCAACGCGCGCGAUUGAAAUUUUCACGAGAACGACUCGAGAGGAGCGCAUCUCACCCGGGACUUAGAAUUGGCGGGGACUUCAAGAAAGGAUCUUGUGAUAGUGCCGUGGUGUCGAUGUCCAACUAUUUACCGCGCUCAAGUGUCAAGUGCGACCCAUGUCCUGGAGAAUCUUUGACGAAGAACUUAGUGCAUGUCGCAAGUUAGUGUGCACUUCGGGUUGACGCUCGUGUCUUCCCAACUAGAACGACAUGGAGGUUACGCGGGCUUAGCCGAGCGUGAACAACGGGAGAUCCGGCGCUCGACAAUUACCCGGAAAAUUUUCAUAGAACUCGCGUCACGAGGAUUUCACGUUACUGCAAAUUAAUUUUCCAGAACGAGGGGAAAUGUCGGCCGAGGCGAGAGCUCGUCGACCUACCAUGCCGACGAUUCCACACUCCAAGAGGCCCACGAUCCUGGUGUAUCCGACGGUUACACCGGAGAGUAUAAUCAUACCCAUCGUGUCCUGCAUUCUGGGAUUUCCAUUGCUGGCGUUAAUGGUAAUUUGCUGCCUACGGAGGCGAGCGAAACUCGCCAGGGAGCGAGCCCGGCGAAGAAACUGUGAUUUGGAUCAUGGCGCACUGAGCCUCGUCCGUUUCAGCCCGGUUCAUCGUGUAGCUGGUGUGGAUCGCCAAACGCGCACCGUGUCCUUACGAAGCGAACGAGGAUCGCGAGCCUUUCCGUCCCUGGAACUGGAUACGGUCGUCGAGGAACGUUCGGAUCCUGAGCAAAGUACUGCGCUGGAACUCAGUAGUCCAGAUUAGCAUCCGGCACCGGCACCGUCAAGCAGGUCGCCGCGACCAUCAAAAUCCUUGGCGGUGCCAUUGCCUGUGGAUCACAGCCCAUUGUGGACGGCUUUGACGCACGCUAACGCGGUCUCCGCGGCGUUGGGGGAUACCUAGCAGGAGGCGAAAGACGGCAGCUAUAUCGAGGCUCUCGUCCUAGAUCUGCCAAUCAUUUACUGACCGGCCAUUCCUUCCGAAAACGGAGGCCAUGACAUGGGAAUAUCAGGGGAAGGCCAAACACUAUCAUGCGCGAUAACGACGUGAUUAAUACGUAACAUUUCGUCGAGAGAGUGAAAGAAAUAAACUUUAAGCGACAAAACGGCAUACAUAUGUCGACGGAGCAUCGCGCGUUUCUAACGUGCUUCUUCUAUUUCAACGUGCCAUCGUGACGCACGUGGAAUUUUAUACUACUUAGUUAUUACUCGUAAGCACGGCUUUUUACACGAUAGUCGUAAACCCG
Molecule: messenger RNA, 1998 nt
Organism: Dinoponera quadriceps
Lineage: Eukaryota; Metazoa; Arthropoda; Insecta; Hymenoptera; Formicidae
Exons: 5
Coding region: 1101-1517 (138 amino acids)
Source: RefSeq, a predicted model, not a curated record